AUGGCCAACAAUGGAAUUGACUAUUUCCGCAUUAAUUGGCGUGUGUGGAAACAAUUGGGAGCUGUCGACCUGAAUGAAAGAAAAUAUGGAAGCUAUCGGUUCUGGAGAGCCUUGCUGUUCAAUUUUAUGGUCACCAUCGUAUAUCCGGUAACCCUUCUCAUGGUUAUGUUCAGCUUCGAACUGCCGCUGGAUAAUCUGAUGAACUUUAACAUUUCCAUCACCUCUGUGGCCACCGUGGUUAAAUUUUUGAUGUACACAAGGCAGUUAAAUAAGGUACUAGAAAUGGAGCAAGUAUUUGCUGAGUUGGACAAACGAGUGGAAUUUGUGAAGGAGCUGGAAAUGCACAAGUCGAUGACCAAAGAGUUGCGCCUUGUAUCAAAAAUGUUUAUAUUGGCCUAUGGAGCUGCAGCCGUAAACGCGGAAAGUUCUUUUCUAUUUCAGGAUAAGCGAACUCUGCCUUUUCCCGCCUGGUUUCCCUUGGACUGGAAAAACUCCAUGCUUUACUACUUGCUGGCUCUGUUCUAG
Messenger RNA from Drosophila innubila, 525 nucleotides. RefSeq names its product odorant receptor 23a-like. The record is from RefSeq and is a predicted model, not a curated record. Gene Ontology annotation, cellular component: membrane. The transcript has 2 exons. Gene Ontology annotation, biological process: sensory perception of smell. The coding region runs from base 1 to 525 and encodes 174 amino acids. Gene Ontology annotation, molecular function: olfactory receptor activity; odorant binding. Lineage: Eukaryota; Metazoa; Arthropoda; Insecta; Diptera; Drosophilidae.